Molecule: messenger RNA, 891 nt
Organism: Closterium sp. Yama58-4
Lineage: Eukaryota; Viridiplantae; Streptophyta; Zygnematophyceae; Desmidiales; Closteriaceae
Source: the annotation of a GenBank genome assembly
AUGGGUCCGUCGCAGAAGCACGUGUUGAAUCUCCACAUGGGAUCGGCGCCCGUGUCAGCCACGCUCCACCCGUCCGUGCUCUUCAGCAUCUGCGACUCGUUCAUUCGCCGCAACGAAGACACGCAGCGCGUCAUCGGAUCGCUUUUAGGAGUCGUUCAUCCCGACGGCACUGUAGACAUCCGUAACGCGUAUGCCGUCCCUCAUAACGAGAUCAGUGACACGGUGGCGCUGGACAUCGAGUAUCAUCGCACCAUGGCGGAGCUCAGCCAGCGCGUCAACCCCAAGGAGACCAUCGUCGGAUGGUACUCUACCGGUUCAGGUGUCAGCCCAUUCGACGUUCUGAUCCACGAUUUCUACACCAAGGAGGCGGGCCACCCCAUCCACCUCACCAUCGACACCACCUUCCAGUCGCUCGCCGCCGGCGCGUCCGGCCAAUCAGGCGGCGCCACGUCAGCGGUGCGCGCGUACGUGUCGACGCCGCUGUUCAUUGGCGAGAAGCAGCUGGCGGCGGCGUUUCAGGAGAUUGAGGUGGAUAUGCGGAUGGCAGAUGCUGAGAAAAUCGGAUUUGACAACCUGCGCCGCACAUCAGUGGAGCGCCUACCAGCGGACAUGGAGGGUCUGGAGGCCACCAUGGGGCGGCUGCAGGGCAUGGUGGAUGGUGCGCUGGCAUAUGCGACUGAUGUUGUGGAGGGCAAGAGGGAGGCGGACAACGAGGUUGGCAGGGCGCUGUGGGAUGCCGUGGCAGCAGUGCCGCGCAUCAGCACAGAGGCCUUCGACCGGCUCUUUAACAACAGUGUGCAGGACGUGCUUUUGGUGCUGUACCUGGCCAACCUCACCCGCGCGCAGUUGGCACUAGCAGACAAGCUCAACACAGCCGCCCAACAACUGUAG